This is a messenger RNA of Portunus trituberculatus (swimming crab), 1201 nucleotides long. RefSeq names its product carbohydrate sulfotransferase 11-like. Gene Ontology annotation, cellular component: membrane. Gene Ontology annotation, biological process: carbohydrate biosynthetic process. Gene Ontology annotation, molecular function: sulfotransferase activity. The coding region runs from base 142 to 1062 and encodes 306 amino acids. Lineage: Eukaryota; Metazoa; Arthropoda; Malacostraca; Decapoda; Portunidae. The transcript has 6 exons. The record is from RefSeq and is a predicted model, not a curated record.
GAGGUGAUCAGAGGCAAGAGUUGAGGUAUGACCAAACGUGCGGUGGUUCACUUCACCUGCACGCAGUGAAGCAGACACUGGACACCCACACACCGGCCGAAUGCGUGAAGGAAAGCUGUUAGUUGCUCUAUAUUUGGAAGAAUGUCAGUCUUUAUUAGCCACAGGUGGUCCACGGUGAGGCAGGUGUUGACAGCGACGCUGCUGCUUCUCUCUGCUGGCCUCUUGAUUUCUUGGAAUGUGGAAUAUGAGUCUUUCGCCGUAAGAGUGGAGGACGCAAAAGCACGAAGCGAUGCCCUGGAGCAGCAUGUCAAGGACAUGUGCAAGACCAUGCGAUUCCCAGAUGCAGGGAUGCAGAAAACGACUGGAUACAUGUUUUACGACGACGCGAGGAAGGUGAUUUACUGCUCCAUUCCCAAGGUGGCGAGCACCAGCUGGAAGAAACUGUUGAUAAAGAUUACGGAAAUACCAACUAUAAACGUAUCAACAAUCAGCAAGUAUGACGCUCACAGGACACUUCCGCUGCUAGUCUUUGACAAAAAUAAGGAAGAAAAAUUAAGAACAUACAAGAAGUUUAUGGUGGUGCGUCACCCCUUCGACCGGAUCCUCUCUGCAUACAGGGACAAGCUGGAGGACUGGGAGCCUGCCGAUAGCGUCUUCCAUAAGAUGGUUGGGAAGAAAAUACAGAAACUCAGAGACAACCCAAACAAGAAGGAGACAGACAACAUCACCUUCACGGAGUACAUUCGCUUCAUCUCUCAGCCGGGACGCGGGACUGUGGAGCAGCGAAACGAGCACUGGUUGCCGAUGCAUGAAAUAUGCCACCCCUGCGCCAUACAGUACGACUUUAUUGGCAAGUAUGAAAACCUGAAGGAGGAUUCGGAGUAUCUGCUGAAGUGGCUGGGCGUGACAGACCUGAUGGGCACGUUUCCUGCAGCAAUUAGGCCCUUCCACGCCAGCCGCCACGACCCCAGGUACUUCGGCCAGCUCAGCAACCAGGAAAUCAUGGCCUUCUUCGCCAAAUACUUGCCAGACUUUAUGUUAUUCGACUACGACUUUGUGUGACUUUGGAACAUGUCUGUGAGGUGACAAUGGUGAUGCAGGUCACUGGAAAGUCUGUCAUAACUUGGCAUGCCACAGCCUGGUGGGACAUAGCGUGAUGCAGCAGUGGAAGAACACACAAGGAUGUAAAUAAUCACGUCUA